Molecule: messenger RNA, 1560 nt
Organism: Fonsecaea erecta
Lineage: Eukaryota; Fungi; Ascomycota; Eurotiomycetes; Chaetothyriales; Herpotrichiellaceae
Exons: 2
Coding region: 1-1560 (519 amino acids)
Source: RefSeq, a predicted model, not a curated record
AUGUCCUCUCCGUGUACGCCCCAGCGCAAGAUUAUCGGGGAGCUACUUCUCGUAUCGCCAAUAGCGGUCGGUGGCUUGGGCCUCUCUUCCUCGAGAAGACGCCAAAUCACGCCCACGGCCGAAAAAAUAUCGCCAAACCGGUUCGCAAUCAUCACCAGGCCAGGAGCAGUGAGCCCCGUGGUUAACACCAUUGAUCGCUCUACGCUUCCGAAUCCACUCAGAUGGCCCAUUCAGUCCGAACAGGCUUCUAUCGAAAAUCGGUGCACUCUCUACGAAGACUUCCCAAACCCGCUCUUCCAGGCUUGGUCAGCACCGGUUCAACAAGAGUCAUCAAUGCCACGCCACCUUGCUUUGCCAUUCGACCUUCGGGACGAGAAAGAUGCCCUCUAUGACUCCAAAAAGCGGGACUUUCUGCUUAAUAUCUUCCCAGGAACGACUGGUGUUUCGAUCGACGGGUUCUUCCUAUGCCUCCAGCAAUCCUCCCUACCGCCGAAGCCUUGGCCUUUGACCGUUGCCGGACUUCCGCUCUACCUCACGACGGAGCUCGGCCAGACUCCCAUGCCAAAAGCAAAGCCUGCCUAUUGGAAGAACGGCUCCAUCGCUGAAGACCGAAAUGGCCGAGAUAUGGAGGAUUGGGAGCCGCUCUUCCACAUCAUCAAGGACCAUUUCCGCGACAUUGGUGUCUCAAUUACGGAGGUCAUAUACUUUUUUGACCACGUCUACAUCGUGUUGGAGCAUAGGGAUACUGAUCACACAAAAUUGCCGCACUUAGCUGCAAAAAUCAUCUGUUUCUACAUGUUCGAAGAUGAGAUGGGGAGACCCUCGACACCACAUGUUCGCCGCCUUCACGACCCUGCUCCGGGGAAUCCGGACCUCAGCCAAUACGAUACUCUGCAGCCAGGGUUGCGUGUAUCAUCUGCCUACCUGCCGGACUGCCCUAACACGUUUCUUGCGACCACAACUGGCGUCCUUCUCAAGGAUAAAGUGGGCAACGAGUUCAUGACUGCGGCCGCGCAUGGAUUCCCAGGCGGCAAAUCUGGCACGUCGGUCUGGCACCCUUUCCCUGGCACCGGUCGCGAUAUUGGUGAGCUCUGUAUGGAAGUGUCGCACACGGACAUUGCACUUAUUAGGCUGCACGACAACGAAAAGUUCUCCAACAUUACCUUCCAGAGUGACUCGAUCCCGGCACCUAUUCAGCUCAAGAAGUUCGUUGGAUCCAGAGAAUGUCUACGCAGAAGCAUCAUGUGCCUAGAUUCUCCUGACACCGGCUUCAUUGAAGGCUUUUACCAGGCUCCAGCAUACCAGGCAAUCCCUAGUGACGACGGUUCACCAACGCAGAAUUGGGUCUUCACAAAAUGGUAUUACUUGGGCCAAGACUCAGGAAUCAACCUCCCUCAAGGAAUGUGCGGCAGCGCUAUGUGGGACCAAGACGGAAAUGUCCUGGGACUCUUCAGGUACGCUCCACAAGAAGGAGCCAUGAAGGAUUGGUGCACCGGAAUCGCUGCUGACGAGCUCAUUAACCGAGGAUUUUCGCUCGUCGAUACGAGUGAUAGAACAUAA